AUGAAUAGUCGAAACCGCUGCGAAAUAACAUCUGAUACCGCACCAAUCAUAUCAAAAUCCGUAUUUGACGAUGCACCUAUUCAGACAGUCGAUGCGCUGAUACGGCACCGAGCACGCACAUAUCCUCAUGCCACCAUUGUCGCCUACCCAAGCUCAGGUGUCGACUUUGUUGAUUACUCGAUGCAACAGCUGGAUGUAUUCGCCUACCGGGUUGCGAGGCAUUACCAGACUUUCAUCCCAACAAGGACGAGCUCAGAUGCCAAGCCUACCACCGUGGCUCUGCUUGGGCCCAGCAACUUCGAAUAUGCAGUCACCAUGCUCGCUCUUACCAAGCUUGGUCACACGGUUCUGUUCUUGUCAACAAGGAUAUCACAGCUGGCUAUCGAGUCAUUAAUCGAGACUACUGGUGCGACAUACCUGUUGGCAGAUGCACGGUUCUUACAGACCGCUGCCGAUGUACAAGCGAACAUGCCAUCUGUCUACGUCGAGGAAAUUGCCAAGCAGUCAUUGUUCGACUUCCCUAUCGAAGUACACGCAGACACCCGUUUGGACUACCAGCUUGAUCACAACGUGGAGGCAUCCAACAAUGUGUACAUCAUCCACUCUAGUGGUUCGACUGGUCUUCCCAAGCCCAUCUAUCAGCCUCAGAGGAGCUGCAUUGCGAACUACGGAAUCCACAUGGACAUGAAGGCAUUCAUCACUCUGCCUUUGUACCAUAACCAUGGUAUUUGCAAUUUCUUCCGUGCCAUCUACUCCGGAAAGUCCAUCCACAUUUACAACGCAGACCUACCGCUCACACAACCGUACUUGACUUCGAUCUUACGAAAGCAUCAGUUUGAGAUCUUCUAUGGUGUUCCAUACGCGUUGAAGCUUCUUGCGGAAACUGAUGAGGGUAUUGCACUAUUGCAACAGCUCAAGAUCGUUAUGUACGGUGGUAGCGCUUGCCCAGACACACUGGGCAACCUGCUCGUUGACAACGGAGUUAAGCUCGUUGGUCACUACGGAGCCACUGAAGUUGGUCAGCUCAUGACAUCUUUCCGACCUGAUGGUGACAAAGCUUGGAACUACGUCCGGGAGUCGCCAAAACUUCAGCCCUUCCUCAAGUGGAUUCCACAAAGUCCGAACCUAUACGAAUGCACCGUACUACCUGGGUGGCCAUCUAAGGUUGCAUCCAACAGGCCUGACGGUAGCUACGCCACGAAAGACCUCUUCGAGCCGCACCCAACAAUCGAGAAAGCUUGGAAAUACGUUGCAAGACUCGACGAUACCAUUGUCCUCGUGAAUGGCGAGAAGUUCAAUCCUGUCAUGAUGGAAGGAACGAUCCGCUCGCACAAAGCUGUCACUGAGACAGUGGUGUUUGGCGCUGCCCGCCCAUAUCUUGGAAUGCUCGUUGUUCCCAGUCCUGCGACAACUGGCUUGUCGAGCGACAAGAUCAUCGACCAAAUUUGGCCAGUGAUCGAAGAAGCCAAUCGAACAGCCGAAGCAUAUGCUAGGAUUACCCGACAUAUGAUUCAGGUGCUACCACAUGAUUGCCAGUUUCCUCGAACAGACAAAGGCAGCAUCAUCAGGCAAGCGUUCUACAAGCAGUUUGCGCCCGAAAUCGAAAGCGCAUACGACCUGGCAGCAACCGCACAGGGAGAUCUUAAAGCCUUCGACAUACCUGAGCUGGAGGCCUUUAUCCGUUCCAUUGUUACCAAAUAUUUUCCCCAGGCAGAAGACAUUGAUCGAAUUGCCGACUUCUUCUCGCUUGGCCUGGAUUCAUUGCAGUCCAUCUUGAUUCGCACAGACAUUCUCAAGACUGUCGACAUCGGCAACAACAAGCUCGGCGAGAAUGUCGUCUUUGAGUACCCAUCCAUCGCUUCCCUGAGCGGUCAUCUUGACAGCCUCCGCGCUGGGGUGGUGGAAGAGCAGACCUCGGUCGAAGAAACCAUGCAGGACCUCAUCGCCAAGUACAGCGAUUUCAAGCCUGCUCGUAAGCAUACUGUGGUUCUUACAGGUACUACCGGCUCGCUUGGUGCUCAUGUUCUUGCGCAGUUAGUGUCUCGCGCCGACACCGAGAUUGUCCACUGCCUUGUCCGCGCAAAGAGCGGUAAGGAGGCGGCCCAUCGUGUUACACAAUCGCUUCUCCAGCGCAAGAUCUACCAUACCAUGUCUUUGGAAGCGCGCGCAAAGAUCAAUACCCUGCCUUCGGAUUUCUCCGACGCUCACUUGGGGCUGCCUACUGCGACCUACGAGGCCAUUGCCGAGAAGGUGACCAAUGUCAUCCACUGUGCAUGGGCCGUCAACUUCAAUUGGGGUCUGCCAUCCUUUGAAAGGGACUGCAUCGCUGGUGUGAACCAUCUUGUCAACCUUUGUCUCGCCACCCCUGCAUCCAAAGCGACUUUCGACUUCUGCUCUUCCGUUAGCACUGUCGCAAGAUGCCCAAGUAUGGUCACGCCAGAACAGGUCGCACAGUUGGACUGGGCUCAAGGCAUGGGUUAUGCUCAAAGCAAGUGUGUGGCAGAAAACCUUUGCGUGGCGGCUGCCAACCAGGCUGGUGUCAAGGCUAGGGUGCUUCGGGUCGGUCAAAUCGUCGCUGACACUGUUCACGGUGUCUGGAACAAGGACGAGGCCAUCCCUCUCAUGAUGCAGUCCGCGCUCACCAUCGGUGCACUGCCCAAGCUGCAGGAGUCUCCCAGCUGGACACCGGUUGACAUCAUCGCAAAAGCCGUCUCUGAGAUCUCUCUCAGCAACGCUGAGCCAAUUGUUGCCAACGUCACUAACGCAAAGACAUUCUCAUGGACUAACGAUCUCCUCCCUGCUCUGCGACAAGCUGGACUGGAGUUCGACGAGGUUGAGCCGAAGGAGUGGGUCGAGCGAUUGCGCAACUCCAGCAACGAUGUUGUUGCCAACCCCACCUUCAAGCUUGUAGACUUCUUCGCCUCCAAGUACGACAAGGAUACCUUUGGCCCAUCGAGAACCUACGAGACCGCAGUCGCGCGUCAAUGGUCGCCCGCUCUAGACAACGCACCAGUACUCGACGCAUCUUUUGUCAAGACCUUCGUCGAUCAGUUCAAGUCCGGCGCAUGGAAGCAGCCUUCCUCUAGCACUGCUGAGAAGAUGAAGCAAGUCAUUGUCGUUGCCGGCCCAUGUGGCAGUGGCAAGUCGACAGUUGCGAAGCACCUCAGUGCUACCCUCAAGGCACCCUUUGUUGAAGGCGACAAACUGCACUCCUGCAGUGCUGUCGAGCAGAUGGCCUCCGGCAUUCCGCUCGGCGAUGAUGAUCGCGCGCCUUGGCUCGACAGGCUAAACAAGCGUGCCCUCGAGACUGUCAACGAUCUGGGCUAUGAGAAGGUCGUCGUCUCUUGCUCUGCGCUGAAGAAGCAGUACCGCGACAAAUUCCGCGCUAUAGAGUCACAAGAUGUACAGGUCGUCUUCGUAGAUCUUCAGGCUGGGCAGGAAGAACUUGUGCGUCGUAUGCAGAGCCGUGACCCGCACUACAUGAAGCCCGAGAUGGUCAAAAGUCAGGUUGCUAUCUACGGCGCGCCAUCUGCAGAUGAGUUGGAUGUGCUACCUGUCGAUGCCGGUCAGAGUGUUGAGAAAGUUAUCGAGGAAGUUGAGGCUCUCUUGAAGAUGUUUGGUGCUUAG
Messenger RNA from Macroventuria anomochaeta, 3627 nucleotides. RefSeq names its product male sterility protein. Bases 1 to 3627 code for a protein of 1208 amino acids. The transcript has 4 exons. The record is from RefSeq and is a predicted model, not a curated record. Gene Ontology annotation, biological process: carbohydrate metabolic process. Lineage: Eukaryota; Fungi; Ascomycota; Dothideomycetes; Pleosporales; Didymellaceae. Gene Ontology annotation, molecular function: kinase activity.